Dromaius novaehollandiae (emu) is the source of this 774-nucleotide messenger RNA. Its product is annotated as coiled-coil domain-containing protein 81-like. Gene Ontology annotation, cellular component: centrosome. NCBI's taxonomy places the organism in Eukaryota, Metazoa, Chordata, Aves, Casuariiformes, Dromaiidae. The transcript has 5 exons. Bases 1 to 774 code for a protein of 257 amino acids. The record is from RefSeq and is a predicted model, not a curated record.
AUGGAGGGCUGCUGGACCGAGACCAUCAGCCUGGAGCAGAGCUCCUUGUUCCCAACGCUGCUGCAGCUCUCCACCGAAGAGAUUAUUGCUAUUUGGGACGCCGUGUCCAAUUACAUCCUGGAAGAGCUGAUGCAGGACAAGUGCCCCUUGCACGUCAGCAGCAGAGAGGGCACAGAGCAGCGUUCCCACGCUCCGACAAACAGCACUUUUUCCCUCGCCAAAAGCCUUCCUGGUGGGCCUUUGUGUCUUUGCUGUGUGCAGGGUGUGCUGCUAGCGGGGCUCGGCACCUUCUGCACGGUCCGGGAGCCACUGCGCCCUGGCAAAGACAACGUGGUGACAGUUCGAAGGCCUGUGUUCCAGCUGGAAAUGGACAUGGUCUGGCUGCAGAGGCUCCAGCGUCCCAAAGUGACUCUGCCUGACAACGUGAAGAUCAAGCCGCUGAAGUACCGGCAGCUGUCCCUGGCCACCUCCUUCUCGAGGCGCGUGGUGGAAGACUGCGUGCAAGAGACCAUCCGCUUGUUCUCUGCGCACGUGCGCAACAAAGAGAAGGUCGCCUUUGCCUUCAGGGACGUCGGCGUUCUGACUUGCCAGGAAGACAAAGUGCACAUGAGCUUUUAUGCCCGCUGCACCCGGUGGCUGGCGGACCCCUGCAGUCCCUUGGCUAACCGAGCAGGCGGCUUCCUGGCUGCUGCUCGGCACCGUGCACCGCCAGGGCUUGACACUCAGCAUGGAGUUGGGAAUAACUCACACAGUGACUGGUUCCCGCUUCACUAA